GCACCACAACAGCAACAAAUCUGAACAAAGCCUUUUGCUUCUCUUAACAUCUCUCUAGGGUUUAAGAUUUUCCCCCAAAUUUCUAGGGUUUAGAAUCUUCUCAAUUUUUCAACCAUGGCGCGUAACGAAGAGAAAGCUCAAUCAAUGCUAAAUCGAUUCAUAACAAUGAAAGAAGAAGAAAAAAAGAAACCAAAAGAACGUCGUCCCUAUUUAGCAUCAGAAUGUCGUGAUUUAGCUGAAGCAGACAAAUGGAGACAACAAAUACUGCGAGAAAUCGGUCGUAAAGUAGCUGAGAUUCAAAACGAAGGAUUAGGGGAACAUAGAUUGAGAGAUUUGAAUGAUGAGAUUAAUAAAUUGAUUAGAGAGAAAGUGCAUUGGGAGAGAAGGAUUAUUGAAUUGGGCGGACCGAAUUAUACGAAACAUUCGGCGAAAAUGACUGAUUUGGAAGGGAAUAUUGUUGAUGUACCGAAUCCAGGUGGACGUGGUCCUGGGUAUAGGUAUUUUGGUGCUGCUAAGAAGUUGCCUGGUGUUAAGGAGUUGUUUGAGAAACCACCCGAAUUGCGAAAAAGAAGAACAAGGUAUGAUAUAUACAAGAGGAUUGAUGCCAGCUACUAUGGGUAUAGAGAUGAUGAGGAUGGAAUAUUGGAAAAAUUGGAGGGACCAGCAGAGGAGAAGAUGCGGGCUGCAGCUGUGAGGGAAUGGAUGGAGAUGGAAGAGAUAAAGAGGGAAGCCAAGAAGGCGGUGAAGAGUGGGGAGGUAGUGGAAGUGGGUUUGGGAUCAAAGAUAUUGUUCGAGGAGGAAGAGGAUGUGAUAGAGGAGGAAAGGAGGGAAAGGGAGAGGGAGGAGAAGGAUAGGGAAAAAGAAUUUGUGGUACACGUCCCAUUGCCGGAUGAGAAGGAGAUCGAAAGGAUGGUGGUGGAGCAGAAGAAGAUGGAGCUUCUGAGCAAAUAUGCUAGUGAGGAUUUAAUGGAAGAGCAAUUGGAAGCUAAGGCCAUGCUUAACAUUCAAAGGUAGGUUGGCGAAGCCUGGCCCCGGUUAAACUAUUACAUAGAGCGCUUGUUUCUACUCAAUGUAAAGAGGACUCUUUUUAGGAGUUCUUGUUGCCUUUGAUCUAGCAUUAAUGCAACUUAGCGUUUUUGUACAAUUUUCACGUGUAGAAAACUAGCAAUGAAUAGAAUGAUAAUUUCUAGCUUCUAUUUUCUUCUA
Lycium ferocissimum is the source of this 1206-nucleotide messenger RNA. RefSeq lists its product as uncharacterized. The coding region runs from base 115 to 1014 and encodes 299 amino acids. The record is from RefSeq and is a predicted model, not a curated record. Gene Ontology annotation, cellular component: post-spliceosomal complex; post-mRNA release spliceosomal complex; Prp19 complex. The transcript has 2 exons. Gene Ontology annotation, biological process: mRNA 3'-splice site recognition; generation of catalytic spliceosome for second transesterification step. NCBI's taxonomy places the organism in Eukaryota, Viridiplantae, Streptophyta, Magnoliopsida, Solanales, Solanaceae.